AUGUCUUCUUGCGCCUCUUUGAUUUUCCUUUUCCUUUUCACCUUCUUCCCUAGCUUCAAAGCUUCUGCUAGAGAUCCUAAUGAUUUUUACCAUUAUUGUCCCAAUACGACAACGUAUACAAGUAACAGCACUUACUUCACCAAUCUCAAAAACCUUUUGUCCUCUCUCUCUUCCCCAAACGCCUCAUACUCCACCGGAUUCCAAAACGCUACAGUGGGACAAGCCCCCGACAGGGUCACCGGAUUUUUCCUCUGCCGCGGAGAUCUCUCCCCUGAAGUUUGCCGUAACUGCGUCGCCUUUUCCCUCAACGAUACUUUAACUUUGUGUCGUAAUGCGAAAGAAGCCGUGCGUUAUUACGAUGAGUGCAUGCUCAUAUAUUCUCACAAGAAUAUUCUCUCGACCGUUACAUACGGUGCAGGAUACAUGGGGUUGAACACCAAAAAUAUUUCAUCUAAUCAAGAAGACCGGUUCGAAGACUUGGUGUCGUUGACGAUGAAUCAAGCUGCCCUUGAAGCGGCGAGCAGUUCUAGAAAAUUCUCCAUGAUAAAGACCAACUGGACCGCACUCACGAGUCUGUACGCGCUGGCUCAGUGCACUCCUAAUCUUAGAAAAGUAGACUGUUUGAGCUGUCUGUAUCAAUCCAUCUAUGGAAUGCCUCUUAACAGAGUUGGAGGAAGACUUCUUUGGCCAAGCUGUAGUACGAGGUACGAACUUUACUCAUUCUACAACGAAACCGCCGUUAGAACACUAUCACCAGCACCACCACCAUCACCAUCACAACAAGCACCGCCACCACGUCAACAACCUACCAACGUCUCUACUUCUCCGGUGUCAUCUACUCCACGACAUGGGAAAGGUGGGAAUUCAAACGUAUUAGUAGUAGCCAUCGUUGUGGCUAUUAUAGUUAUUCUUCUGCUUUUAACAGCUGGCUACUGUUUCCUUGCAAAGAGGACAAAGAAGGCUUUUGAUAUUGCCCCAGCUUUUAAUGGAGACGAUAUAACAACCGUAGAGUCGCUGCAACUUGAAUAUAGAACAAUUCAAGCUGCAACAAAUGAUUUUUCAGAGAGUAACAAGAUUGGUCAAGGUGGAUUUGGCGAGGUUUACAAGGGUACACUUUCGGAUGGGACUGAAGUUGCGGUUAAGAGACUGUCAAAAACAUCCGGACAAGGUGACACAGAAUUCAAGAACGAGGUUGUUGUUGUUGCAAAGCUUCAACACAGAAAUCUUGUUAGGCUUCUCGGAUUUUCUCUACAAGGAGAAGAAAGGGUAUUGGUGUACGAGUAUGUUCCCAACAAAAGCCUUGAUUACUUCCUCUCUGACCCUGCCAAGCAAGGUCAACUGGACUGGCAGACUCGACGAUACAAAAUCAUUGAAGGGAUUACUCGGGGGAUUCUAUAUCUUCAUCAAGAUUCACGGCUUACAGUCAUACACCGUGACCUCAAAGCAAGUAACAUUCUCUUGGAUGCUGACAUGAAUCCGAAAAUCACUGAUUUUGGAAUGGCAAGGAUCUUUGGAAUGGACCAAACACAAGAGACCACAAGCAGAAUAGUUGGUACCUACGGAUACAUCUCACCGGAAUAUGCGAUGCAUGGUGAAUUUUCAGUGAAAUCAGAUGUCUAUAGCUUCGGAGUAUUAGUUCUUGAGAUUAUAAGCGGCAAGAAGAAUAGUAGCUUCUACGAGACAGAUGGUGUACAUGAUGACUUGGUCACAUAUGCAUGGAGACUUUGGAGUAACGGUACAGGGUUAGACCUCGUGGAUCCAAUUAUUGUAGAUAAUUGCCAGAGGAAUGAAGUUGUUCGAUGCAUCCAUAUCGGUCUUUUAUGUGUUCAAGAAGAUCCUGUUGAUCGUCCGACCUUUUCAACCAUUAUUGUGAUGCUCACUAGUAAUACUGUGACACUACCAGUGCCUCAGCAACCCGGAUUUUUCGUUCAGAGUAGACCAGAGAGAGACCCGCUUGAUACAACAGAUCAGUCUACUACAACCAAGUCUGUUGCAACUUCUGUUGACGAUUCAUCCAUCACUGAUUUAUAUCCUCGUUGA
This is a messenger RNA of Microthlaspi erraticum, 2040 nucleotides long. The record is from the annotation of a GenBank genome assembly. NCBI's taxonomy places the organism in Eukaryota, Viridiplantae, Streptophyta, Magnoliopsida, Brassicales, Brassicaceae.